Messenger RNA from Phytophthora infestans T30-4, 820 nucleotides. RefSeq lists its product as uncharacterized. Lineage: Eukaryota; Oomycota; Peronosporomycetes; Peronosporales; Peronosporaceae. The coding region runs from base 250 to 786 and encodes 178 amino acids. The transcript is spliced from 2 exons. Gene Ontology annotation, cellular component: zeta DNA polymerase complex. The record is from RefSeq and is a predicted model, not a curated record.
AAGCUGCUCGUAUGGAGACAGACCGACCCAAGAAGGAGACUCUGGCGGACCUGGUGCUCGAGUUCCUUGAGGCUGCUGUGCACGAGUUUCUGUGCGUUAAAUGGGAUAUUUCAUCUGGCUGUUGGUGGUGUGCUCAAAAUCUCAAGUGCAAGUUGAAUUGUUGGCGUUUGACGCUGUUGUAGGUUCACGUGGCAAGUGUAUCCCAAAGACUCUUUUGAGAAGCGCGUGCUGUACGAUGUCCCGAUCCACAUGAGCCGCCACCCGCUGCUGUGCGAAUACAUCCACUCCAUGUUGACCGGAUGUCGCACGUGGCUGGUAAAAGGAGAAUUGGAGAAGCUCUGCGUGGUCCUUCUCUCUAAGGAUGGAAGAACGACCGAGACGCUUGUGAUCGAGCCUGGGUGGAGUGAAACGUUCACUGAAGAAGCAGGAAAUGAAGAGGACUAUCGGCUUCCGCUAGUGCAGCUUGAAGAAGCUCUCCGAGCAGGAAUGGUGGCAUUAGUGGCUGCUGCAGCCUCAAAUAAAGGCGAACAAACAGCCAGCAAUAAGCCGCAUACGUUUCGAAUUCUGGCACAGACAGUGGAAGACGCUACUUGCCGAGGAACUGCCAUCAAUGACGACACUGUCAGCAACUCAUGGGUGCUGGCAGAUCCUUUCUGGUGCGAGGACCAGAAGAAGCAGAAGGGCAUUUUCCCAGUCAAAUCCAUCCACGCAGACGCUUUCCCUAUCCGCCUCAACCUGUACAUAGAGAAGCAGGAACCAGAGUCAGCGAUGAUCGAUAAGCUGUAGCCAUUCUAACAAUGCACCUUACACUUCAAGAGGA